AUGACAGCUUAACAACGAUGACAGCUGACAAAUUACGGAGAAAAAGAAAAAUUUGAUGAGCCAGAGCGCCAGAGGGUAUUAAUUUUGGUGUUUUAUUAAGUACAAUUUUCAUAUGAAAACGCUGUAGAUGAGAGAAGUAAGUAACUUAAAUUUUCACGAUGAAAUUUCAUGAACUCAAUAUCUGGUGAAGUGAUAUACAUAAAUGGAAUUGCAAACAAAGAUUUUUUUGGAAGUGUCAAAACAUUACCUCGUGAAUUAAAAUUAUUGGCUUAAAAGUGAUUUAAGGACCUUUUAAGGUGUUAUUACUAUUAAUUUUAAUAAUAACGUUUUUGGCAAACACUGGUGAAAUGAUUCUCAUCACAUUUGCUAUUGCAACUAACUUUAAAGUUAUAAACUUGUGGUAGCUAGGAAAAACUUCAAGCAGAUGUCCAACACAAUUCCUCCAUUACUUAAUAGCUCUCCACCACCUAUAGUAGGGCCAUUAGAUGAUUUUGAUAAUGAUGAAUUUGGAGAUUUUAAUUCAGCAAGGGACUCAUCAUAUGAUUUUGAUGUAUUAUCAUUUCCGUACAAUACGCCACAAAUAUCCCACAUUGUAGAUCAUGUUUCUAAUGGUAUUAGCAGUCAAAAUAAAGAUACUUUAAAAUGCUCUUUGAAUGAAGAACAUCAACGUAGUGAUUUACAAUCAGAUAUUGGAACAAAAAAACAAGUUUUAAAUGAAGAAGAAGUAUUAGUACAAAAUCAUUCACAAAGUAAAGAUGAACCUACUGUUGAUGCAAAAAACUCAUUUAAAUUUGAGAAAAUCAAUAGUACAUUGGAAAAUAAUAUUUCCAGUUCAACUGUAUUUAUAAAUACAGAAUGUGAAGACCUAAUCAAGAACAAUACAAAUAUAGAAGAGACACAAACAGUUGAUAUUAAUGAGAAAGAACCUAAUCAUGAUAGAAUCGUUAAUCAAAUAUCACAAUUAGAGUCUGAAAUAAAUGAAAAUGGUAGUGAGAAAAAUAAUUGUAUAUCUGACUCAUGUAAAUUUAAAGAGGAGAACUGUGAUGUUCAGUUAAGAAAUGAAACAUUGGAAUCCACUAAUUUGUCUGUAUCAAUUAACAAUUCUAGUCAAGAAGAUAAAUAUGCAUUAAAUUUUCAAGGUGUUGAAAGAAUUGAAUCACCAUAUAUAGAAAAUGAAGGAAGUUGUAAUAGUAAUGAAAUCAUAAUCAAAUCAGUAGCAAGUGAUAAGGAAAGACAAAAAGUUGAAAUUGUUACUAAUUCACAUGCAAAGACCAGUGAUGGCAUAGAACACAAAGAAAUUGAAAAUUAUGACAGGUUUGAAAACUGUGAUGAAGAGAAGGAGAAUACCUUUGAUGACUUUGCUGAUUUUAAUGACCAUAUUACUACAAAAACUUCAUCCGAUGUGCUAAAAGAAGAGCAAGAUAAACAAGAUGAUGACUUUGAUGAUUUUGCUGAUUUUUCAUCUGCUAGCAAUCUAUCUGCCACGACUGAUCCGGAAGUAGAAACUCCAACAUUCACAUUUCCUAAACUUGAAGAAAUAGAGUUGAUAAUUAAAGAAUUUUUCCCCUUGGAGCAACAACAAGAAGUUGUUGGCUAUUUUUCUGAAUGCAAUGAAAAAGAUGAUGUUAUUUUAGCACAAAUAAGAGAUGUCACUGACACCAAAGCCUUAGUCUACAAAUGGGCGAAGUCCAACUCCCAAAGUGCCCUUUUUAAAGCACUAAAUAUUGACAUGCGAAAUAUUCUUUAUGGUCCUCGAUGGAAUGAAACUAUGCCUCCUUUUGCCGCCACUUUGGGUUUCGUUCCAUUAGAACCUGUCAAAUCUGACUCAACUGUACCUCCCACAAGUCAAGAAAGUUCGAUAAAUAUUCCUCCUAAUGUACCAACAGAUCAGAUUGCGGAAAAAGAAAUAGAAGAUGUACCGUCUGCCCAGUUUGAUUGGAAUCUUGCAGGAUUAACCAAUCCUUUAGAUUCUCAAUCCUCUAACUCCUUGAAAGGCUUAAAACUUUCAAAUGAAAAGAACGAAAAUAUUGCAAUUGGCGAUAUUGCAUUAUCAAAAAUAAAUGAUGACACUUCUGUGAAAUCACUUAAUUUCAAUGAGAUCAAUGCCGAUUACGAUUCUCUUGCACAAAUUAAUAAAUCUACGCCACAUUUAGGGGAGGAUGACUUUGGAGAAUUUGAAGGAUUCACUUCAGACCAAUACUCAGUUAAGGAAAUUCCUUUGCGAGAAACAUAUAUUUCUAAUCAAAUUCCAAUUUCAUUGGAAAAUGCCAAAAACUCACCGGUACAAACCGACAAUGAUUUAGAAUUUUCUUGUUGGGUCGAAGUGAAGAAAUCAGAAAGUUUGUCAAAUGCACAUCCAGAAGGACCUCAAGACACCAUAGACGAUUUUGAUGACUUUCAAGCAAGUUCGCCACCUAAACAAGAAACCAAAAGUGUUCCAUUCCUUCAUCAAUUCCAUGCAUCACAAAAUAACGAAUUUCAUCCCACUAGAAAUAUCGUACCACCUAGAUCUAGUACUUUACCUUUAGAGACGCUUAUUCCUACACAGGUUAAUUCCAAUUACAACUCUUUGACUCCAUUGCAACCUAUUCCUGCAUGUAGCAACAUACAGGUUCCUCCCAAAAUAGAAUGGCCUGAACCAGGUAUCAGUGGCCAAGAUCUUGACGACAUUGAACUCAGUUAUAAACCAAAGCAUUUUGAGGAAAAAGAACAAGAUAAUGAAAACCGUCCAAAACAAUCCGCAGUUAUUGGAACUAGUAUAAAAGAAAAAGAAGCAGCAACAGAAGAAGAUGACGAUUGGAGCGAUUUUAUUUCCAGCGAAAAUGCAUCCAAUAACAGUGAAACAACCAAAACAUCACCAAUGUUUGGGCUUCCAGAUAAACCAAAGGCUGAAUUACAAUUAUCGAUUUCUCAAUUAAAUCAAAUCCAACCACCUAAGAAGCCUACACCCGUGAUAACUCAUCAAGGACUCUACAUGAGUGGAGGUUAUCAGUCACCAUCUAGCAUUGCCAUGCAGAUGACACCUAUCCCAAUUCAAUCGCGCCCAUUACGGCAAACAUUCCCUAAUCCUAGGCCUACAAACACUGACUUUCAGCCGUCCUUAAUAAGCAAUCAAUAUGCCAAACAAGUGGAAACAUUAACUUUUGGGCACCACUACAAUAUGCACAGUGGAAUCGGCUUACGACAACAAACCUUUGCACCAAUUACACCAACAACAGCACUAAAUGUGGAUGGUAGUGUUAAUGACGAUGAAGAGUGGUCGGACUUUGUAUCUAGUCGACCGGUGGCUCCGCCUGACCCUCUUCCGAGUAGUAAUGGAUGGGGCAUACGUGACAUACGAGCGCCUAAUUGGCCCGCGACAAAUAUUACACCUAAUAUCAUAACGAACCCUGUCGCGUUCGAUUCGUUUCAUAAUUACCCAACAGCCGGGACGAAAUCAAAAGACGAAGGAAACGGCAAAAUCGGAGGGGUAAAUGCAACACCAUUCGUGUCUGCUGUUACCACAAGUGUUCCCGAACUAGAUUUCGUCGUGCCAAAAAGCAGAACUUGGAAAAAAUGACGGAAAGAGCAAGUCAUGCUGUAAAUACAAAUUGUAUGUACUUAAUUUUCAAAGUUUAGUCUGUUAAUGGUCGUACUAUUUAAUAGAAUCAUAUUGUGAUAUAACGAUUGUGAUUAUUUUAUGUAAGUGAAGAGGUUUACUUUGAGUUUUCUUGACAUCCAAUAUACGCAUUAAUAAUUUAAUAAUCUGAAAGUAGAGUAAUAUACAUCACUAUUGUAUUAGUUUUCAAAAACAUUUUAAAACCUUUUAAUCGCUUAAUUGGUUUUUUAAAUCGUUUUGAUGAGUAUUAAGGUGUUGCAUAUUAUUACCUAAUUGAUAAAAGAAAAAGUAAAUAUAAGAUGUAUUCAAAAUCAGAAUGAAAAGUACUCUGUUACUGAUAUGUUUGUAAAAAGUUCAAGCAAAUCUAUUAGUUUGUAAAUUUUGUUUUUAUAUAUUUUUUUAACGUUAUCAUAACUACACAAACAUUCCUUUAUUUAAAUUUUUAAAUUAAAAUAUGAAAAGAAUGAUGUACUUAAAUUAUGGCAUAUUACGCAUAGAGUUGUGUUUAUAGGGGUUGUGUUUAGGACGUUGUAUUAACAGAUUAAGACUUAUGUUAUUUUCCUAUAAGUGUAUGUAUAUCUACUCUGUUAACAGAAAAUUUAAGAAAUGAUUUAAAAAAUGACUAAAGGUAAGUAUAUAGGAUUUUUUCGAGCUCACACUAAUAAAUAUUACUGUACAAAAAUUA
Agrilus planipennis (emerald ash borer) is the source of this 4283-nucleotide messenger RNA. RefSeq lists its product as uncharacterized. The transcript has 8 exons. The record is from RefSeq and is a predicted model, not a curated record. Gene Ontology annotation, cellular component: AP-1 adaptor complex; trans-Golgi network membrane. Gene Ontology annotation, molecular function: clathrin binding. Gene Ontology annotation, biological process: intracellular transport. The coding region runs from base 425 to 3559 and encodes 1044 amino acids. Lineage: Eukaryota; Metazoa; Arthropoda; Insecta; Coleoptera; Buprestidae.